CGCCGUCCGCCGUCCGCCGUCCGCCGUCCACCGUCCGCAGCAGCGAGAGAGAGCCAAGGACGAGACAAGAGGCGACGAUGAUCUACCGCAACUGGUCCCUGCUCUCGUCCACCGUGGUCAUCUGGGGCAGCGUCGCCACCGUCGGCCUCGCCGGGAUCUUCCUCUUCGGCGGCAAGGAGAAGUUCCAGGGCUAUCUUUCACGUGAAGGUGAGAGGCUGAGGCAGCAGGACAGAGCCAUGAUGGGCAAGAACUAGUGCAAAGUACAAACAAAAUUUCACCGUAAUCGACGUAUCAACAUGUGAACUAGACAUGGAACUUAUCUCCCAGCACUAGAACUUCUCCAAUCGAUCCUUGUAAUGGCUUUUUUUUAUUUCCUUGAACAAUCUGCCUCUGCAAAUAAUGUCUGAUGCACAUGCUUGUGGAGAACUCAUUUCGUUCCACAGUGCUGUAUAAAUGACUGCUGGUAUCUCA
Messenger RNA from Lolium rigidum, 471 nucleotides. RefSeq names its product succinate dehydrogenase subunit 8A, mitochondrial. The record is from RefSeq and is a predicted model, not a curated record. Lineage: Eukaryota; Viridiplantae; Streptophyta; Magnoliopsida; Poales; Poaceae. The coding region runs from base 78 to 254 and encodes 58 amino acids. The transcript is spliced from 2 exons.